This is a messenger RNA of Zalophus californianus (California sea lion), 11340 nucleotides long. RefSeq names its product KIAA1549 ortholog. The transcript has 20 exons. The record is from RefSeq and is a predicted model, not a curated record. NCBI's taxonomy places the organism in Eukaryota, Metazoa, Chordata, Mammalia, Carnivora, Otariidae. The coding region runs from base 174 to 5813 and encodes 1879 amino acids.
UGAAUGUUCUGUGGAUUUGCCUUGUGAAUUUUUAAGCCCCAUGAAUCCACACAGCAGUAGGACAGUCCCUGCUCUGUUACAUACAUCGUGGCAAGAUUGGAGCCCAGGUGGAGGAGGUACAAGAUGAGCUCUUUCUGGAACAGCAAAACCUCUCUUUAUCCUCCGUGGAGCUCAUGAUGAAGAAAAGCACCGUGCACAGCACUGCACAUGUGGCCUUAACAGAAACUGCCCCAGGGUCCCAGCAAAGCAGUUCUCUCCACGUCAUAUCAUCUCCAUCCGCCACUAUUUUUGAUACAAUCUUUUUUAACCAAGGAACAAUGACCCAAAGUAUAGCAGAUCACAGCAUCUUGGUGGCAAAUUAUGUGUCGAUGAUGAGCAAUGCGGUGGUCAGAGAGGACGAUGAAAUGGAUAACUUUUUGCCAGAAGCUCCCUGGACAACUUCCCGCCCGGUUUCUCCGAUUCGGUAUCUCCCCGUCAGCCCGCCGGCGCUGACUCCAUCCUCACCCAUGAUUUCUUUUCAAGACCAACAGAUGACAUCAGCCUGGCAGAACACAAUGCAACAACCAACAACGUAUACCGAAUCCCCCAGUCAUUUCAGUGCUUUUCGGUCAGCUUUUCCCACAUCCGAGGGCAUGCUUCCAACACCUAGUAGGAACUUGGUGCUUUAUCCUACGGACGCUUACUGGCACUCGGCGAGCAGGACUUUGCCGGAGAUCGUGGCUUCAGGCACGGAGGAAGCAGAAACCCUUCUCUCCAGCUCUCUGUCUGCAGAGCCUCCGCUCGUAGGCAGUGGCCUGACUCAGCAGCCUUUUCCCUCCUGGGCGGAGGUCCCACCGCCUCCAGAGGAUGUUCUGGCCACGGUCACGGCCACGGCCAUGGACAGAUAUCCAGAGGAGACCACGGCUGUGAGUCGCAGUCUAGAAGGAACCAUCCUUUCUAGAACAGAGCCUGCCGCAGCUCUGGCGCAGAUAGUCUUUGCUUGUAGCCGCGGCAGCCCAAAUUCGGCUUUGUUCUCAUCUUCUUCUGCCUCCGUGUCCUUUUCUCCUCCAUCAGCUGAUGUUUCUUCUAACCCCUUUCUUCCCGGCAGCUCCGGUGAGACGUCGGAGCUGCCGGGCGACGCAGGGGUCGUCCCAGACCUCGAGGACGACGCUCGCGUCCUGAGCCCGCUGUCGUCACUCAGACCCUACACGGGGUGCGUGUCCUGCCGCGUGGCGUCGCCUCGGCUCGUCGCGUCAGCCAGCCUCCCGGGGAGGGAGGACGUGGGCUCGGGGGACGGCGCCGAGACCCUGUCGGUGACCACACCGGAAGCCCGCGGCGUCUCUCCGUCCAGCCGCAGAGUGGCGGACUUCCCAGAAUUCGAAGAAGAGCCGCAGGAAUUCAAUACACGUUUCCCCUCCCGGCCGGUGGUUCCACUCUCUUCUCCCUCCGUGCGCGGCUCAGGAACGAGCGGUGGGGUUUCAGCCGAGGCCGGUGCGAGCAGUGUCGGGACCACCCCGGUGCCUCCUUCCCGCGGCCAUCUCUCUGCGCCCGUGUCGCCCGAUGCUGCUCCUUUGGGCUCCUCCUCUGUCCCCGAAACGCCGGGACCGCCCGCCGGCGGCGGGACAGCGGGGUUCCCCUGGGUCAUCAGCAGCGUGCUCCCCGACUCGUCUGUCCCGCGCACAGCGGACCAGAGCCGCCCCGCGCCCGCGCGCGGGGACCCACGGCCUUCUCCGGCUUCCGCCCCGGGCCCGUCCGGGGAGCCUGCGCCGGUCCCUGACCCGGAGCCUGGCGGCUUUUCGGCGCAUGAAACUGGACGGGCUUUGGAGUCCGCAGCCGGUUUUCUCCCAACUCCACCGCUGGAGUUCAGCAGCCUGGUCCCUUCAUCUUCAGAAGGACUUGCCUCUCCGACUUUGGGGAUGGCGAGUGCCGCGGCCGCUUUCGUUUCUCCGGCGUCCUCUGCCGUGGUCGAGACCCUCGCGUUGUCGGACUCUCUCCGUGCGCCGUCCGCCCCGCUUUCCGUUCCUGCUUCCACAAACUCUGAAUUUUCUCAGCCCCAGCCGAGUUCAGACCUUCUUUUAAGGACGUUCACGUUUCUUCCUGGCUACUCUGAAAUGUCGCGCCUCUCAAGCCUCCCUUCUGAUUCUGUCAAGUUCUCUGAAGCAGCAACAGUUUCCCCGACAGGUCCCGAAGCUCAUUUUACCUCAGCCCUCACUGAAACUACCUCCUAUUUUGAGUUGUCACUCAUUGCCCAUGAAUCUGCGGUCACCACCCUGGUGCCCUCCAGGUCUGAGCCCACCCUUGACAUUUUGACUCUCGGGACUCACUUCCCGUCACCUUUGACUGCUUUUCAUACGACACCCAUUUUAGCAGAAUCUUCUCUCUUUCCCACUCCAACUCCAACACCUUCCAGUGACGAAGUCAGUGCUACGGAUGACCACUCACCUGUCUUACCCUCUUUCUCCAAAGUCAUUGCCAGCACCACACUGCUGGUCACUGAUGCGUACCUGUCGUCAGCAUCCUCAUUUGUUUCUGAGGUGGUCCCCUCACCUCUUCCUACAGAGCCAAUAUUUGUGGGCCCAUCAUUCACACCCACAGAUUUACCAAUGAACACCUCCAUGGAACCCAACUCACCCAACACCAGUGCUGCCCCCGAUCAUACUGUUGACGGCACCCCGAGCAGCAGAACUGCGAGUCAGAGUCCCCCUGAGAGCAGUUCGGGGCGACCCCCGCCAUCCCUUCAUCCCGUGCCCACCUCCACUUCUGAAGCAACCGUUGAUACUCCGGCACUGGUCACCACCAAGCCGCCAUAUGUGUGUGAUAUUACGGUUCCGGAUGCCUAUUUGAUCACAACCGUGCUGGCCAGAAGAGCCGUGCAGGAGUACAUCAUCACGUCCAUCAAAGAGGUGUUGAGGAUUCACUUCAACCGGGCGGUGGAGCUCAAGGUUUACGAACUAUUCGCUGACUUCACUUUCCUGGUAACAUCGGGGCCUUUCGUUUACACAGCAAUAUCAGUCAUUAAUGUACUUAUAAACAGUAAACUUGUACGUGACCAAACUCCUUUAAUCCUGGCUGUGAAACCUUCCUUCCUUGUGCCGGAGUCCAGGUUCCAAGUUCACACGGUUCUUCAGUUCGUGCCUCAGAGCGUGGAUACCAGUUUCUGUAACUUCACCCAGCGCAUUGAGAAAGGCCUGAUGAUAGCUCUUUCUGAAGUGAGAAAACACCACCAGGGGACGCAUAACUUCACCGUGCAGAUCUUGAAUAUCACCAUGGGUGCUUCAAGGCCCGCUCCUCGGCGGGGCCCGGUGAAUAUCGUCUUUGCGGUCAGAGGCGUGCAGGGGUUUUUGAAUGGGACGGAAGUGAGCCAGCUGCUCAGGAACUUGAGUGUGGUGGAGUUCAGUUUCUACCUGGGGUACCCCGUGCUCCAGAUCGCCGAACCCUUCCAGUACCCGCAGCUGAACUUAUCUCAGCUGCUGAAGUCCUCCUGGGUGAGAACAGUUCUCCUGGGUGUUGUCGAGAAGCAGCUCCAGAAUGAAGUGUUUCAGGCUGAGAUGGAGCGCAAGCUGGCCCAGCUGCUCAGUGAGGUGUCCACCCGGAGGCGGAUGUGGAGAAGGGCCACCAUCGCUGCGGGGAACAGCGUGGUGCAGAUGGUAAACGUGUCAAGGCUAGAGGGAGAUGACAAUCCUGUGCAGCUCAUCUACUUUGUGGAGGAUCAAGAUGGAGAAAGACUCAGUGCAGUCAAGUCUUCAGAUCUGAUUAACAAGAUAGAUAUCCAGAGAGCAGCCAUUAUCUUGGGUUACCGAAUUCAAGGCGCUGUUGCCCAACCCUUGGACAGAGUGAAGAGGCCGUCCCCCGAGUCCCAGAGCAGCAACCUCUGGGUCAUUGUCGGUGUGGUCAUUCCAGUGCUGGUGGUGAUGGUGAUUGUCAUCAUCCUCUACUGGAAACUCUGCCGCACGGACAAGUUGGACUUCCAACCUGACACGGUGGCCAACAUCCAGCAGCGUCAGAAGUUGCAGAUCCCUAGUGUGAAGGGCUUUGAUUUUGCUAAGCAGCAUCUGGGUCAGCACAAUAAAGACGACAUCUUGAUUAUUCAUGAGCCAGCACCACUGCCGGGACCUGGACCGGUGAAGGACCACACCACGCCCUCUGAAAACGGAGAUGUGCCGAGCCCCAAGGCAAAGAUCCCUUCCAAGAACCUCCGUCACAGAGGAAGAGUUUCUCCCUCGGAUGCUGACUCUACCGUAAGUGAGGAGUCCAGUGAGAGGGACGUGGGAGACAAGACGCCGGGAGCAGUGAAUGAUGGCCAGUCCCACAGAGCCCCACAGAGCGGGCCACCGCCGCCCAGUUCGGGGAACGAGCAGCACUCGUCAGCCUCCAUCUUUGAGCAUGUGGACAGGCUGUCCCGGUCCUCGGAGGCCAGCAGGCGGGUUCCCAGUAAGAUACAGCUGAUCGCCAUGCAGCCCAUCCCUGCCCCUCCGGUUCAGCACCCCGUACUGGCUGACCGGGUGGCAGAAAGCAACAAAAUUAACAAGGAGAUCCAGACGGCGCUGCGGCACAAGUCCGAGAUCGAGCACCAUCGGAACAAGAUCCGGCUCCGCGCCAAGCGCCGCGGGCACUACGAGUUUCCGGUGGUGGACGACCUGUCCUCGGGCGACACGCGUGAGCGGCACCGUGUGUACCGCAGGGCGCAGAUGCAGAUCGACAAGAUCCUGGACCCCACGGCCAGCGUGCCCUCGGUGUUCAUAGAGCCCAGGAAGAGCUCCAGGAUAAAGCGAUCUCCCAAACCACGCCGGAAACACCAGGUCAAUGGCUGCCCCGGAGAUGCUGAGAAGGACAGACUCAUCACCACAGACAGCGAUGGCACUUACAAAAGGCCCCCCGGUGUCCACAACUCUGCCUACAUUGGUUGCCCAUCCGAUCCCGAUCUCCCGGCCGAUGUGCAGACCCCAUCCUCUGCUGAGCUGGGGAGGUAUCCAGGCCUGCCCUUCCCAGCCUCCCAGUACAUCCCACCCCAACCGUCAAUCGAGGAGGCGCGCCAGACCAUGCACUCCCUCCUGGAUGAUGCUUUUGCUCUCGUGGCCCCCAGCAGCCAGCCUGCCAGUGCCGCGGUCGCAGGCCCUGGGGUCCCAGCCGUCCUGCCUGUGAACAGCACCCCUUCCCGGGAUGAGAGGCGAGCGACCCAAUGGGGAUCCUUCUACAGCUCUGCUCAGACGGCCAACAACCCGUGUAACAGAUAUGAAGACUAUGGAAUGACUCCCCCAUCAGGCCCAUUGCCAAGACCAGGUUUUGGCCCCGGUUUGCUGCAGGCUUCGGAGCUGGUGCCCCCAGAGCUCCAGCAGCCACAGGCAUCGGCUGAAGCCCCGGUCACUGCCCGAGGGAUCUACUCGGAGGACAUGCCAUCGGUGGCCCGGCCACGGCCUGUCGGGGGCACCACAGGCUCCCAGAUUCAGCACCUGACGCAGGUGGGAAUCGCAAGCAGAAUUGGAGCCCAGCCAGUGGAAAUCCCACCAAGCAGAGGCAGCCAAUAUGGGGGACCAGGUUGGCCUUCAUAUGGGGAGGAUGAAGGUGGCCGAAGAGAGGCUACGCACAUGCUUGGACAUCAAGAAUAUUCUUCUUCACCACUGUUCCAGGUGCCAAGGACUUCAGGUAGGGAGCCCUCCGCUCCUCCCGGGAACCUCCCUCACAGGGGGCUGCAGGGUGCGGGGCUGACUUACACCACCAGCUCCACAGAAGACCUCCAGCCCGGCCACUCUUCAGCUUCACUCAUCAAAGCGAUCCGCGAGGAGCUGCUCCGGCUCUCCCAGAAACAGACCGCCGUGCAGAACUUCCACAGCUGAUCGGCCUCGCCUUGCAGAUUUGCCAAGUAUCUGCUUCCCGUGGAAGCAAGACUAAAUGGAAAUCAACUAAAUGGGUGUUUGUGAGAGAACGUGCAUCUCCUGGGCUAGGUGCCCGUGUAAAGGAGCAAGUUGCAAUUUUAGAGGAUGCCAUAAGUCACAUGACAGCUCAUGAUGCUUUUAAUAAGUUGGCAAUUUUUUGACCACUUGGGUUUCAGUCAAAAUUUACGUACUUUUGGCCAAAAGCCAGCAGCACUUCAUGAAGGCAAACCACAAACCUAAGCUAACAACAAGAACAACAACAAAUCACUAAAUUAGUCUCCUUUUUAAAGGUAAAAGAUGGAAAUGUAUAGAUGGUAUAGGGAUUAACGGAAUCCAGCUUUUCCGUGGGAAGAUAUGAUUCAGACUGGUUUGUAUGGUGAACUUGCUGCUUUGUUUUCUGAGAAAAGAGAUUUGAAGACAUUUUAUUAACAGCUUGAUUUCCCUCUUUUUCUCCAUAGGAACUUAUUUUAAUAGUCAUAUUAACAACAAAAAUACUAAGACUGUUUGGGAAUAAAAAAAGCUACUAGUGAGAAACCAAAUGAUAGAUUGUAGAGCCUGAUGAUUCCAAAAGAAGCCAUCAUCUGCAUUUUUCCUUCUACUUCUGGUGCUACAGCUCCGAGGGCCCCUUCACCUUUAUGUCUGUGAAAUGCAACUUUGGCUUUUUCAAUGGAAGGAUAUGUUGAAGAUUUCAUUUUGUUCUAUAAAGAAAAAAAAAAACACCUCCCCAAUGGGGUGGGGGGGAGUUUAAUAUUUAUUUGGUUAUUCAAAAUACAUAUCAAAGUUUAGAUUUACAUUCUUAAUUGUAUUUGCUGUUUAUUAAUUGGGCGCAUGCAACUACCAACAGCAUCCCAUUUCAGUGCAUGCCAUCAUUAAGGUCAGACCUACAAAAGGAGGCUUUCAGGAGGUCAUAACUAAUCCUUGCACUUGGCUGAUGAGUUGCUCACAAAUUAUGUUUGAAUGAGAAAUCUUACAUGAUCAAAAAUUAUUUAUAAAAACUACCAGGACCAACAAAUUGUUAUUCACAAGUACGUUUCUAGUAAUCACAUUCUCUGUGUUCAAGACCUGGAAAUGAAACGGAGUUCACUCCAGCCUCUCAGUAAUAAAUCAAGAAAUGUAAAGAGCUUUGAGGACCACAAGGGAAAGGAGAGAGUUGCUCCUGGUUUCUGAUUUUAUUGUGCACGACCACUGAGUGACUGUUAAAACCAUCUUACAAGGUUCUUGGGACCUGACAGAGGGUGUCAUCUGUCUUAAGAUUCACUCCUGAAGUAAACAUUUCCUUACUUCCCAAAUUAGACUAAGGGAUAUAAUAACAAGGGCCAUUCUGUUUUCUGAUACCUGAGUAAAGCUCAGAAGAAAAACAGAUAAUGGAUUUCCACUAUGAAUCCUUUUUUUAUUAGAUCCACUAAUACUUUUAAUUAACAAUGGAUAAACAGAGAGAAUUUGGGGCUCUGAUGAAUCAAAAUCUGUAUCAAAUUUUAAGAACCCUGAAACAGCUAAAAUAGGUUUCCAAAGUGUAAUCACUGGGGGCCAGAAUCAUGUUUUAGCACUUCCUCAAUGAAGCCUGUCAGACAGUCUUAUGAUACAGGGAAUGUUGCUUCUGGGAAGUUGAAUGUAGCCUUUUUUUUCAUCUGUGCUCUCUGAAAGAGGAGGGGUGCAGGGGAAUAAGUCUCUCGUGGAUGUUAAAGGAAUGGAAAUCCCUUAUCAGGCAGGCCUCACGGGCUCCAAGGAGUGUGGGAGGUAAGACCCCUUUCUGGGCAUGAUUUUUUACCUCUCAGUCUUCGUUUAAUACCAGACUCUCCCCAGAAUGGAGGAUUAUCUUUGCAUGUCGCUCAAAAAUACCAGGUUUCCUGACUAUGUUAAGAAUUUGAGAUAUCCGAGCAGAAUUUUAUUACAGACACCUUAUAGUGAAUUCAGAUCGUGUGACAGCAAAUGGAAUAAACAUAGACGCCCUCCUCCCAUUCUGCUCAGUGUCAUGUUUGCACACAGUGUACUAAGAAUGGUUACCUCCUCUGUACAUUCCAGAGACGGGUGUCUGUUUUCCAGAGGGCUGCUGUUGUGAUUUGAUGCCUUUCAGACUAGCGUAAAAGGAUUCUACCUGUAUUGUUAUGCUUAGAAUUGAUAGACUUUUCAACUGAUGUCAUGACCAAAGAUAACAUAGGAUAACCGGUGUUGUGUGGUGUGGUGGGGGCAGGCUCAUGGGAUCACCAGCAUUCUUGUGUUGAUUGUAAAGCACACUCUGCACUUGUUUUCUCUAAACACCUGCAGCAGUUUUGCCUGUCACGAAACUCAGGACAGACUAACUGUCGUGGGGAGCACCACACCCAGGUGGGUCUUUGGAUACUCAGUUAACAUGAUCUACUGAAAAGAAAGGUCCUCAUGUUGAUCUUGUGUGGCUUUGAAGUUCCAUUAACUGAAGUACUCUAAAAUGAAAAGGUAAAUUUUGUAUCUAUUCUCUUUUCCUAGUUUAAAAGUUCUGGUGGUAAUAAUGCAAGCCAUAAAGUUGAGUCAGAAUUUCAGAGAGGGUUGGAGAUCAUUUUCAGAAUCUACGUUGUCACCAGCUUGCUGUGUCAGGUGCCUUCCUGAGCCUCUUUCUCCCCAUCAGCCAAAUGACGACAGACCUCUUCUGUCCACCUCCCAGAAUUUCUUGUUUCAAGAUUCAGCUAUGAUCUUGUGCGUAAACACUUGAGGAGGGUGCACAAAGCUUGGUGAAGUGUAAAACAUUAUCUGUAUGAUUGUACUGGGAUUGGACAGUCUGACAUGCUAUUAUCUACCAGUGGAUGACUUCACAUGGAGGUAACCAGAGCAAAACCAAGGGCUCCAUGUGACUCCUCUUCCUCUUUCCCAAUUUGCUUGAAAUUCACAUCCUUCAUCCUUAACUUUAAAACAGCGUUUGUAUCAAACAUCUUUCUGCACCUGAAUUUUUGCCAUUUCUAGCACCAGAAAAGUCAACAUGAGUUCUUUUAGAUCUUAGAAUCUAAGUCAGAUGACAUAGCUGGGUAUAAAAGAUGGAAGAUACAGAUACAGAUACAUAAUGUGGUGUGAACAUCAGUAAGAUUCACUGAAAAUAUACAAGUACAUUGGGUACUCAGGAGAAAGGAAGUUGUACAUUUGGAAACCAUGGGAUCCUGGGGAGAAGCCCACCUCAGAAGCUACUUAAAUGAAGAUGAGGGAGCUGGUGAGAUGGCAAGGGAAGAGCUGGGAGUGGGCCUGGGGAAGGACGGAGAAAGUGGGCGAAGCUGUCCUCGAAAAUGAACUUGACCUGCUGCAAUAUGGGGUUAGGAUCCCUAACUGCACCAUUUAGGGAGUUUUAAUAAAACAAGAGGAGGAAAUGGGGCUGUGAGGAUGUGUUUGCAAUAAUACAGCAAGAAAAUGGCUGGGUCUGCGAAGAAGGUCUGCGCAGCAAGAGAUCCAGUUUGGAGGAGGGAAGAGAAGAGUACCAAGAACUGCUGGAGGACCAACUGUAAAGUAUGAAAAUAUUGUAAGAAUUCCACCAAGGUUUACUGCUUAGGGCAGCUCUCAGUGGUCAGCCGUUCAAACACAUUAAAUCCUUUGUGGAGCAUAGUAGGUUAUAAAUAAAUAUAUUCCAGUUCUUUAUAGCUGCCUAUACAAUUUUCUCCAAAUUUUGAAGAGUAGCAAGGACGUUCUACUUUUAAUUUAAUUUCAGAAUAUGUUUUGAUUUUGGUGGGACAUGGCUUUUGAGCAGCAGACUAAGCAGGUUUUGCCAACCGGAUUUUUCAGGCAUGAGGCCUGUGAUGCAGAGCACAGGUGAAGGUGCACCUGAAGGCUUUGGGCCGAAACAGGCAAUUGUGUGCUUUAUGAGCCUCCCAUUUAACUGUGUACUGCAUUGCCCUUAGUGCUCCAGUGGCCGAACCAGUCACUCGGACACCAAUUUGCAUUUGCAGUAAUUCACGUGUUAAUCAUUAAAUAAACUUCUCUUUCCCUUUCACACUAGAUUCUUAGACAUGAAUGAAUUUGCUAGUUGAAAGGAAAACUUGUUAGGGUUCUGGGCAGGUGAGAAGGGGGCCUCCAGUCUUAACAACCAUACUAACAUCAGCUCAAGGUGAGCGUUAGCCAUUCCAUUUCUACCUCCAAAGCCAGUCUCCAGAGCCUGCUUAUCCACAUUUGUCCCUGAUGGGAGCAUAAGGGAGUCCACUUCUGGACCUGCACACUGACCAUUUGAUCACAAAACACAUUUUUAUGGAAUGGUAACUUGAACUCUGUUUUUACAUUUAAUCCAAUGUAUUAAUGGAUAUUCUUAUAACAGGUGAGAGGGGUUUCUAGGAGCAGCUGCUGUAACAUACUCAUAAAAUGUAAUAGGCUCACACUUACUACCUAAUGAAUAAGGAGUGUGUAUAUUUUAGGUUUCUUUUGAUAUUCUUGGAGGUAACUUUGAGUGUUUAGGACUCCUCUCUUUAGUAUUAAAAAGACUUGAAAACUGAAACCUCACGGUACGAUCCUAAUUCCAUGCUUGUGUGUGUUAACACUACGUUUGAGAAUUUAUCUUAAGAACACACAGCAGCAUUGAAAUUUAGGAAAAGAAUAUUAAAUGCCUUUGGAAACAUGAAACAAAGUUAGGAACCAGCGAGCAAGUGAGAGAAGGAAUGAAUGUCUUAAUCUGAAGUGGUCUAGUCCAAAUUAGUUUCCCACAGGGUAGUUAUACAGGAUCCUUGCUUUUCCUUCUUCCAGGUUUUUCUGCUGUGGGGCCACUUCACAUUUAAUGAAAGAGUGAAUGGUGGAAGGGACAGAGAUAAAAAUUGAAGUGAUUUAAGUCACUCGGUCCCUGAUUCCACCAAAACCUUUCUGGACAUUCUGGAGCAUUGUGAAGGGUCUCAUGCCCCUGUUUCAUGACUUGACUCCCUAAGUGUGCAAGUUAGGAAUAGUACAGGGCCAAAUUUAAGACAGACCCCCUGUACUGUUCCGCUUGUUCAUGUGGGGAAAGAAGGAGGCUCCACUGAUUAAUGCACUGGCUCUAAACACCAGAGGGCUCAUUUCGGAAAAGGGGGUAAAAACUCAGCUUGGCCCUCCUCCAGAGCAUCUUCGAGGGAGCAUGGAGAUUGGGCUCAUUACCCUCGCAGGAGAGGUGGCUCAGCAGAGCUGCUCUGGGAUGCCCACUUGUCUCCUCCUACUUUGUCAAGGUCCAUGUUCUUCUGACUCUUCCUGCACUCUCAUUCCUGGACUGUGAGUGAUAAUGUACGAAAAUAUGCAGAGUAAAUUGAAGCCACUCGUGGCAUCAAUACUGCAACUUGAACUUGACAAUCAUGGUUUGCUGGUCUCAAACGGGCACUUGAAUUUCAGCGUGGGUAUAUGAUUUAGUGAUCGAACUCUCCCUUCUAUUUGUCGGUUAUGUUUCUACCCUUCAAUUAGCUGCCCUGUUUUCUAAUGUGCUGUAGAGUUUUUGAAAUAAUUUAUGCAAGUGUUUGGUUUCCAUGUUUACAAUUUAUACUGCUUUCCUAGCAUUUUAAAUGGAAAUGUCAAUAAAUGCUAUGAA